AUGCCGGAGAUGCGCGCAGAGCUACCCGGGCUAUACUGCUCCUUCUGCAAAAUCCUGCAUCCCGCACAUCUGUUCUCGGAGACCGAGCAAUGGAAAAGGGACGAUGAGAGGAUGUGCAUCAACAUCACCGGCACAAUGAGGUUCUGUCCUCACGCGAAGAUGUCGAUGACGGAUAUUUGGCAGUACUUCGAAAGUUAUUGCGAUGACGAGAUGGCAACAAAUCCAAUUUUCACGAGGGCGUGUCAUGUCUGUGUUUUCGAGUUGCCGGAAGAGUUCAGCUACAACAAGGCUGAAGAGAACACGGUAAAUCCCACCUUUACUUUCAACUAUUGCGGGAAACGACAGUCCUAUGACUACGCAAGGCUCGACAUCGAGUGGACCUUGCCUGUCGCGGCGAUGCAUCCCGGUGACGAGAAUGGGGUCACGGUGGCUACCAUGCGAGAGAAGCUGCAAGAUUUUGACCGGACACGUGAGGACAUCAUUUGCUCACAUGCCGUAAGGGAGGACAUCUUGACAGCACUGGUGUCUGCGAGUGGAGAUGUUGAUGGAGACGUGUAUCCCGUGGAGUGUGGAGGCUGUGAUACGGAGUACUUUGCUGAGAAGCAUGACGAUUUUGUCUUUUUGCGAAGAGAGACACUGUGCGUUGUGAGGAAAGAUGAUGGUAACAUGCCGGUUUUAGAUCGUUGCAGUGGUCUGGUUCAGGUUGAGUAA
Molecule: messenger RNA, 711 nt
Organism: Colletotrichum gloeosporioides
Lineage: Eukaryota; Fungi; Ascomycota; Sordariomycetes; Glomerellales; Glomerellaceae
Exons: 1
Coding region: 1-711 (236 amino acids)
Source: RefSeq, a predicted model, not a curated record